AUGGAGGCCUUUUCGUUCUCCAGAACACUUGGCUCCGCGGUUGCCAUCAUAGCCAGCUUAGGACCGCUGGCCGCUGCGUUGAGCGUUUCAGGAAAUCCUUUGGCUACUUCGGAUCAGCGAGAUCUCGAUGGGCUGGCAAUCGAGAUUUACCAGGGCAACAGCUUCCCUGUUCUGAAAGCAGAAGCAAAAGCGGCCUACAAGACGGCUCACGGGUCGCCUAUUAGCGACGAAGCCUCCUCGAGCCUCGACGCGGCAAUUGAAGAACUCAUAUUCAGCUCUGUCCAGAAGGCCGUGAACAACGACCCAUACUAUCCAAAAGUCUAUUGGGUCGAUGCUGGUCCGCGGGACUGGUUCGAUCUUGAGGUACCUGGGGGCCGCUACUCCUACGACAACCCAGACUGCAUCUAUCGCACUAUUCCAAUCAGCUCCGACGUGGACUAUAUUGUGACCGGCUAUCGCCACACACCAGGCCCGACCGACGUCAGCUUCUCCCUAAUUAGCGACCCCAACUCCCAGAAUACUGUCGCCUACCUUGCCGGCAGUGAUCUGGUUAUCGAUAGCGAUGGUUCGUAUAGUAUCACGAUCAACAGUUCUGCCGCGGACGGCCAGUCGAACCAUAUCCAGUCAACCAGUUCAGCCGUGCAACUCUUGAUUCGAAACAACCUUGGAGACUGGCUGUCCGAGACACCGGACAACAUCACCGUGGAGGCAGUCAGUGAUGUGACAGGUCACGACGCCAUCACCAACGCCCAGAUCCUCGUGGAUGCCAAAUGGAACCUGCAGGAAUCCAUCGUCGACUACGGAGUGGGGGCACUGGGGCUCAAGACAUCAAUCUAUGCGGUGAACACGCUCUCCACGCCGAGCCAGUCCAGCACCCUCGGCACCCUGACGACCCAGGCGAGCUCAUUCGGGCACUUCAACCUCACCGACGACGAGGCGCUCGUCGCCACCCUCACGCCCGGCGCGGCAGACUACUUCGUCUUCCCCGUGACAGAUCCCUGGCUGGUGACCACUGACCCCGCCAGUCAGGUCAGUCUGAACAGCAAGCAGUCCGUCGCUAAUAACAAUGGCACCUACACGUUUGUCGUGUCUGUCGCGGAUCCCGGGAUCUACAACUGGAUCAACACCACCGGUCUACAUGAAGGAACGAUCAUGGUGCGCUGGCAGGGGCUGAGCUCGUCGUCGAGCGACUCUGUUGCUAUUCAGGUUCAGACCGUCGCGCUUUCGGACCUGCCCUCCGUCCUUCCCAGCGAAACCCGUUAUGUGACUGCACAGGAGCGCGCGGUGCAGCUGGCGGAUCGAGUUGCCGGGUAUGCUUUGCGGUUGGAAUAUUGA
Molecule: messenger RNA, 1335 nt
Organism: Aspergillus aculeatus ATCC 16872
Lineage: Eukaryota; Fungi; Ascomycota; Eurotiomycetes; Eurotiales; Aspergillaceae
Exons: 1
Coding region: 1-1335 (444 amino acids)
Source: RefSeq, a predicted model, not a curated record